This is a messenger RNA of Condylura cristata (star-nosed mole), 4597 nucleotides long. RefSeq names its product centrosomal protein 120kDa (gene CEP120). The record is from RefSeq and is a predicted model, not a curated record. NCBI's taxonomy places the organism in Eukaryota, Metazoa, Chordata, Mammalia, Eulipotyphla, Talpidae. Bases 152 to 3115 code for a protein of 987 amino acids. The transcript has 21 exons. Gene Ontology annotation, cellular component: centriole; centrosome. Gene Ontology annotation, biological process: positive regulation of centriole elongation; centrosome cycle; interkinetic nuclear migration.
UUGUCCUCCAGCCUCCGCCGGGCUCAGGGCCUGCGGGCCUGGUUGCUAGGCGGAAGCGGGGCGCGGCGGCGGCCGCUCCGGCUGCCCGGGCGUUUGAAAAGCGGCUAAGCAGGCGGCAAAAGACCCCGCCUGCGGGCCGCGGAUCGCGACCAUGGUCUCCAAGUCCGACCAACUGCUCAUCGUUGUGUCCAUCCUGGAAGGUCGCCAUUUCCCCAAACGUCCAAAACAUAUGCUUGUCGUAGAAGCAAAAUUCGACGGAGAACAAUUGGCUACUGAUCCUGUGGACCACACUGACCAGCCAGAAUUUGCUACUGAGUUAGCCUGGGAAAUUGACAGGAAAGCACUUCAUCAGCACAGGCUACAGCGGACUCCUAUCAAACUCCAGUGUUUUGCCCUGGGUCCUUUGUCUUCGGCCAAAGAAACUAUAGGUUACAUUGUUCUAGACUUAAGAACUGCUCAAGAAACAAAGCAGGCACCAAAAUGGUACCAGCUGCUGAGUAAUAAAUACACCAAGUUCAAGUCUGAAAUACAGAUAAGUAUCGCUUUGGAAACAGAUACAAAGGCACCAGUGGAUAGUUUUAAAGCAAAGGGAGCUCCCCCCCGUGAUGGAAAAGUACCUGCCAGCCUGUCUGGACUUGACCCCAAGGACAUAGUGGCUGUGCUGAAUGAGGAGGAAGGUUACCAUCAGAUUGGACCAGCAGAGUAUUGUACUGACGCGUUCAUUAUGUCAGUGACCAUAGCAUUUGCCACGCAGCUGGAGCAGUUAAUUCCAUGUACUAUGAAACUUCCAGAGAGACAGCCUGAAUUUUUCUUUUACUAUUCUUUAUUGGGAAAUGAUGUUACAAAUGAACCCUUCAAUGAUUUGAUCAACCCAAACUUUGAGCCAGAGAGAGCAUCUGUUCGAAUACGUAGCAGUGUAGAAAUUCUUCGUGUUUACCUGGCUCUUCAAUCAAAACUACAGAUCCAUCUCUGCUGUGGAGAUCAGUCACUUGGCAGUACAGAAAUACCCUUAACUGGGUUGCUGAAAAAGGGUAGUACAGAAAUCAACCAGCGCCCAGUUACAGUUGAGGGUGCUUUUACCCUUGAACCUCCAAAUCGAGCCAAGCAAAAGCUUGCACCUAUUCCUGUGGAACUAGCCCCGACUGUGGGAGUGUCUGUGGCUCUGCAGAGGGAAGGCAUAGAUGCCCAGUCUUUAAUUGAAUUAAAGACCCAGAAUGAACAUGAGCCACAGCAUUCAAAGAAGAAAGUUUUAACCCCCAUAAAGGAGAAGACACUUACUGGGCCCAAAUCGCCAAGCGUGUCCCCUGUUCUGCCUCACAGCCAGUCACCUCCCACAAAAGGUGACGCGACAGAAAGUGAAGUGGAGAGCUUACAGUUUGAUAAGGACACAAAACCGAAUCCAAAGGCCAUCAAUUCUUCUGUACCUACCUCACUGGCCCAGCCAGUGACUACAUCCGUUGCCUCAGAAAUAGUUUCAGGACAGAAAAUUGCCGUUCCAGCAACAUCACAUCAUUUUUGCUUUUCAAUAGACUUAAGGAGUAUCCGUGACUUGGAAGUUGGUUUUCCAAUCAACUGUAUAUUAAGGUAUUCAUAUCCAUUUUUUGGAAGUGCCGCUCCUAUUAUGACUAACCCUCCUGUGGAAGUUCGGAAAAACAUGGAAGUUUUUCUUCCUCAGUCUUACUGUGCGUUUGAUUUUGCAACUAUGCCUUACCAGCUGCAAGAUACCUUCUUAAGGGUUCCAUUGCUGGUUGAGUUAUGGCACAAGGAUAAAAUGAGUAAAGAUUCACUUCUGGGAAUUGCCAGAAUCCAGCUUUCCAACGUCCUGUCUUCAGAAAAAUCUCGCUUUUUAGGUUCUAAUGGUGAACAGUGUUGGCGUCAAACUUACAGUGAAAGUGUUCCCAUUAUAGCAGCACAAGGGUCAAACAACAGGAUAAUAGAUCUUUCUUACACAAUGACUCUGGAAGAUUAUGGAUUAGUAAAAAUGCGUGAGAUUUUUGUCUCUGAUUCAUCUCAGGGUUUAUCUGCCGCACACCAGAAGCCACCUUCUCUUCCUCCAGCACCGUGUCCGUCAGAAAUCCAGACAGAGCCACGUGAAACCUUAGAAUACAAAGCAGCGCUUGAGCUGGAAAUGUGGAAAGAGAUGCAAGAAGACAUUUUCGAAAAUCAGUUAAAGCAGAAAGAACUGGCUCAUAUGAAAGCUCUUGCAGAAGAAUGGAAGAAAAGGGAUCGAGAGAGAGAAUCACUGGUGAAGAAAAAGGUGACUGAGUAUACGAUUCUAGAAGGAAAACUUCAGAAAACCCUGAUUGACUUAGAGAAGCGAGAGCAGCAGCUUGCCAGUGCAGAAUCUGAGCUUCAAAGAGAACGAAAGGAACUAAAGUCAGAACGUGAGCGCAACCUGCAAGAACUUCAGGACUCCAUCCGUAGGGCCAAAGAGGAUUGCGUUCACCAAGUGGAACUAGAAAGACUGAAGAUGAAGCAGCUAGAAGAGGAUAAACACCGACUUCAGCAACAGCUUCAUGAUGCUGAAAGUAAGUAUAAAAUUUUGGAGAAAGAAUUCCAUCAAUUCAAAGAUCAACAAAACAACAAACCAGAAAUCCGUCUACAGUCGGAAAUAAAUCUGCUCACUUUGGAAAAGGUUGAACUUGAAAGAAAGUUGGAAUCUGCAACUAAGUCUAAACUACAUUACAAGCAGCAGUGGGGACGAGCUUUGAAAGAACUUGCCAGACUUAAGCAGAGGGAACAGGAAAGCCAAAUGGCCCGUCUUAAAAAACAGCAAGAGGAGUUGGAGCAGAUGAGACUACGUUACCUGGCUGCUGAGGAAAAAGAUACAGUGAAGACUGAACGACAAGAGCUGCUGGAUAUAAGAAAUGAAUUGAACAGGUUAAGGCAGCAAGAACAGCCGCAGUACCCGGAUUCCAAAGAGAUCGCCCGUGGGAAAACGGACCGCCCGCAGGGCAGCGUGCUGGAGGAAGGUUUGGAUGAUUAUCUGACCCGCUUGAUAGAAGAAAGGGAUACUUUGAUGAGGACGGGGGUGUAUAAUCACGAGGAUCGAAUAAUCAGUGAACUCGACCGGCAGAUCAGAGAGGUUUUGGCCAAAAGCAGUGCUGGUAAUUGAUAACAUUUGGACAAUCUUUACAGAGACUCUACGUCAGAAUUUUAAUUUCAUCGAUAUACCCUCCAAGGAAAGGGGAAAAUAGAUGUUUCAAAAAGCAAAUUUCAGUUUUUUAUGAGCACAUUUUUGUAUGUUAUUGUAUAGUAUUUAUUUGCUUUUAUUUACUCGACCUCUCGUUUUGGUUUUGUUUCUAAUUGCAUUUUAUAUACUCAUUUUCAGUGUUUCUCAUAAUUUAUAGUUUCAUGGCUAACUUUCAAAGCAACUUUUCACUAACUUUUUUCAAGGAGAAAUAACUGCAAUAAUUUCCAGUUAUGUAAUUCUUCCUCUCAAGCCAACAGACUAUAUUUUGCACUUUAAAACAAUGUGUCCUGUUCACAUGACCGUAGGUAUCUUAAAAGUUGAGUCCAGUAGUCAAUGAUGUAACCAGUUUGAAACUCAUUUUUAGAUGAUCUGUCUUUUUAACUUGUGACACUUGCAAGUGACAAGUUUGAAAGCAGGAUCAAUGCAGAGAAGCCAUGUGAUUUCUGAAUGACAAAUAUUUAUUUAAAUACAGUUUGAAUUUUCAAAAUUUAACUUUAAGAAUAGAAAAUAACUUAGUAAGCCUUCUUUUCUGUCAUCUGCUCAAGACUGCACUGUUUUGUUUUGUUUAAUAGUCUUUUUUUUAAUAGAAAUACUACUUACCUCAGACCCUGUGUAACAUACCAUGAACAAUAAAAACAACAAAGACUUUUUUCACUCUACUUUCUUAGCUAAACUUUUUUUACUCCCCCUCAUUUUAAUCAAUCUUUUUCAAAAGUACAUGAGGUUAAGUCAUUGCGUUGAUAUAGUGCCAUGUCUGUGUAAACUUUGAGAAUUCCCUUCAGAGCCAGCAUUUGCCCUUUAAGGCAUGCUGUCCAUGCCUCUCGAACAGGACACUCAGGAGGUUUAUAAAAAAUUCACCUAAUUGGUGGCUCCUAAAAUAUAUAUAGAUUUCUAAUUUUCUAAUAUGCAAAUAAAUAAGUAUAUACUAUUUAACAAUAACUUCCAUAAAAGCAUUGUGGGCUAUUUGGUACCAAGUUAAAUUUCUGUUACUUUCAAGAAGGUGUAUUUCUUGUAUUGGGAGUUAACAGCCCCUGCUUACUUUCUAUUUUUUUCCCUUGUUAACAUAGUAUAAAUUUUCUAAAAACAACUCAGCAGAGUAAAUAACAGAAAAAUUAUUGAAGGAGAGGAUAAUGAAUCUAUGAAUCAUAGCAGGAAUUUGAAAUAUUAAUUAUGGUCAGACAUUUUCUCUCAUUGAUUUUCGUGCCAUAAAAGCGGAACAGAAGUAUUCUUUGUGCUUGGGAUGGUAAAAGACGGUGCCUUAGAUUGUUUGGAGUGCUGCGUGUGACUGUUUUCAAACACUAGAGGGGGCCUUAGAAUUAAAGAAACAAAAAGGACUUUUCCAAAAUGGAUGCCUGGUUUAUUUUGCCUUCUGUCAAAUGACCUAUUGGCUUUGCAGUUUUACCA